AGUCGUUCAGAGAGUCCACGGCCGAGCGCGGCCCGAAACCCAGGUCUCCGGGUCGGGGUUUUCUCUCAGUCCUGCCACUCUCAGCCUUGCCUCGCCCCAGGGCCAUCGUUUAGCCCCCACAUUCUCCCUCCUCAGCAACCCGGGGCUGGCCGGACACUUCCCCAAAGUUCCCACGGCGUUCUCCCAGCCGCGCCAGGCCUCCCCGCGCACGCGCACAGCCCUCCCGCGCAGCCGCUCCAGCGGAAGAGCGCACCUCCCAGCGGGCAGGGGAGUCUUCGCCCGAUGCCAAGCAGCUACGGAGAGCCUGGAGGGUGAAUCUGCGAUGGAGUCUGGGCUUCUGGCCAAAAAGACCAGGGCUGAUCAAUGGGCAAAGCUGCCUCUGCCUCCUGACUGGGCGGUACAAAUAAACUGGGCGGAUCCACGGCCACAAGGCUUGGCGCCGUCGGCGUGAACCUCGGUCCUCAGACCCGGCGCAAUGUGGCUCUCGCUGGUGUUGCUGGCGGUGCUGCUGGCGGUCCUCCACAAAGUCUACCGGGAGCUGUUCGCAAGCAGCUCCCCGAACCCCUUCUCCGAGGACGUCAAACGGCCACCCGCGCCCCUGGUGACCGACAAAGAGGUCCGGAAGACGGUUCUCAAACAAGCUUUCUCAGCUAGUCAAAUACCAGAGAAGCUGGAUGUGGUGGUUAUUGGCAGUGGCUUUGGGGGCCUGGCUGCAGCUGCGAUUCUGGCCAAAGCUGGCAAGCGAGUUCUGGUUCUGGAACAACAUACCAAGGCAGGAGGCUGUUGUCAUACCUUUGGACACAAUGGCCUUGAAUUUGACACAGGAAUCCAUUAUAUUGGACGCAUGCAGGAAGGCAGCUUUGGCCGUUUUAUCUUGGACCAGAUCACUGAGGGGCAGCUGGACUGGGAUGGCUUGUCCUCUCCCUUUGACAUCAUGGUACUAGAAGGGCCCAAUGGCCGAAAGGAGUUCCCCAUGUAUAGUGGGGAGAAAGCCUACAUUCAGGGUCUCAAGGAGAAGUUUCCCCAGGAAGAAGCUGCCAUUGACAAGUAUAUGAAGCUGGUUAAGGUGGUGUCCAGGUCAGCCAUUCAUGCCAUCUUGUUGAAGAUCAUUCCGUUGCCCCUGGCUCAGCUCCUCAGCAAGUGUGGGCUGCUCACCCGUUUCUCUCCGUUCCUUCGCGCGUCUACCCAGAGCCUGGCUGAGACCCUGCGGCAGCUGCCGGCCUCCCCAGAGCUCCAGGCGGUGCUCAGCUACAUCUACCCCACCUAUGGCGUGACCCCUGGCCACACCGCCUUUUCCAUGCAUGCUCUGCUAGUUGACCACUACACAGAAGGGGCCUUCUAUCCGCGAGGGGGUUCCAGUGAAAUCGCCUUUCACAUCAUCCCAGUGAUUCAGCGGGCCGGAGGCGCUGUCCUGACAAGGGCCACUGUGCAGAGCGUGUUGCUGGAUGCGGCGGGGAAAGCAUGUGGUGUCAGUGUGAAGAAGGGUCAAGAGCUGGUGAACAUCUAUUGCCCCAUUGUGAUCUCUGACGCUGGACUGUUCAAUACCUACAAGCACUUAUUGCCAGAGAAUGCCCGCUGUCUGCCAGGAACCAGCUUCUUUUGGGGGCUGAGCCUGCAGGAUUACCCUCUUGGGUUUCUUCUGUUCUUUAAACCCCGUGCCCGAAAUCUGAGCGGCAGGUAGAAACAAGCCUCAACGCAGUCAUCUCUGACAGACCAUGUAUUAAACAAAAUAAAUAAAAAGCCUGGUUUUAAGGACGAGGAGGAAGACAUAUUUAUCGUUGGCCCUGGGUAGGUCUGUGCGAGAGGCUUUACCUUUGUCAUUGCAUUUGAUCCUCAUAGCCACUCGGGAGAGGGCCAUCAUCAUCCUAAUGUUUAUGCCUGGGGAAAUGGAGGCUAUGCAAGUGAGGUAACUUGCUGAAAGUGGCAAAGCUGAGAUAAGAAUCCUGGUAUGUCUGACUUGAAAGCCUGGGCUGGUGGCCCCCUCUGGGCUGAGAAGCAUGAGGCUUUCCUAGAAAGGGCCUCACCAAAAGGGACCCUGAGGAACAAAGUGGCUGAGCCAAAGUUAGGUGAGAAAUUAGUGUUCUGAAAUGGACUUUAGGCUAUUGUGUAACUAGAAGCUACUGGAGUGACCUGAGGAAUGGAGGCUGCUGACCAGGAGUGGACUAGUAAUCCAGGUGGGUAAGAGAGCGGGGUCUAGAUAAAGGCAUCUAGCUGGGGCAGGAGCCAGAAAGAAAGGAGCAGCUCAAGAUGCGGUUGGGAUGGAAGCGCACGGAGGAGGAGCCCAGAGAGCAGUGGGAGGAGUCCUCCACCCCAGAGUGGGGGCUGUGGCUGCUCUUUGAGGAGGUGGGGAAGGUGGGCAGCAGAGUGGGUUCAAUGGAAAAGCGAGGUCCUGGAUUUCCUCACAGGGGAGAGAGUGGGUGGCAGUUGUAAUUCUCUAAGGGAUAAGACGUGUGUGCUACUGAAAAGCAGCCUUCUCACUCCUUUGCCUCACUUGGCUGGGCCUCAGCCAGCAUCUGCUGCCAGCGAACCAAAGUCCUCCUCCCUCGGACUGGGUGAGCUGAGUCGGGUGAGGCAGAGACUGCCCAGUGCAGGGCAGCGGGGUGCGGCUGGGUGGACGGGCUGACUUUACCUUUGGUACUGCCUGCCUUCCUCUCUCCUAGGACCUCUGAUCCUUGACACUGUCCUGUGACAGGUCCCAGGGUCCCACCCAGGUCUGCCUUCUCUCCAGGCAGCCACGUUACCUGUUCAGCUUGCCCUCCUUCACUGUACGGUUAUAGCUUUCACUGCUCUUACAUAUAGCUUUCACUGCUCUUACAUAGCUCAGCCCUGAACAAGCUAAUGGCAGCAGUUCCCACCUGGCUGAAGGACCGAUUGCCCCCUUCGAUGGGGAGUUGGGUGCUGCCUCAGAUGACUCCUGGUUUGAGAACAUUUCAGGCAGUGGCAGGGAUGAUGCUUAACUCAGAGACCCCAGUGCUGGGACUUUGUUUCCAGCUGUUUAGGGUGGAGAUUUUCCUAGUGGUACCUCUCAGAGAUGGGAAGCAGCAUUGGCUGGCCUUUGGGAUAGGCAGUGCCAGGUGGAGUCGCAGGUGGAGGUGGGGUAGUCAGGCAGAGGGAGCCUUUGUGAACGGGAGCGCUUUUCUUCAAUCCCAUUGCUGAGCCCUGUGGAGGCGAUGGGAUGGUGUGGAGAGGGAACUUUUUGAGUGGCAAAGACUGGUCUGACAAUAUCAGUAAGAGAAGGCUGGCAUGGAGAAGAAAGGCUUGGUAUACUUGUGUCUUGUUUGGGACU
Molecule: messenger RNA, 3286 nt
Organism: Hipposideros armiger (great roundleaf bat)
Lineage: Eukaryota; Metazoa; Chordata; Mammalia; Chiroptera; Hipposideridae
Gene: RETSAT
Product: retinol saturase
Exons: 7
Coding region: 476-1681 (401 amino acids)
Biological process (GO): retinol metabolic process
Cellular component (GO): endoplasmic reticulum membrane
Molecular function (GO): all-trans-retinol 13,14-reductase activity
Source: RefSeq, a predicted model, not a curated record